GCUUGCUGUCUGGGCCUGCCAGCUGGGUAAAGACUAGCUGCCAGGAAGUAAGCAGGCCAGAAACCAUGGGGAUAGGGACUACCCUUCGGGAGUAACUAUUCCAGGAGCUAGGUGCAAAGCAGUAAGCUAUACAAGGGGGCAGACAUCUGGGAAACCUAGGAGCAAAGAACUAGAGCAGCUAAAGACAAGGUGAUCAUCAAGCCCAAAAGGAAACCCAUCGUAGGCAGGAUGGUGGAUGCAAACCUGGCCAAGGGUGAAUGUACAGGAACCAUUAAGUUCACGCCUCCACUGUACAAGCAACGGUACCAGUUCAUUAAAGAUUUAGUGAACAAAUACAAACCCAAGAAGGUAGCAGAUCUGGGGUGUGCUGAUUGUUCGCUACUCUGGAUGCUGAAAUUCUGCAAGUGUAUUGAAGUGCUAGCUGGUCUAGAUAUCUGUGAGAACGUGAUGAAGGAGAAAAUGCAUAGAUUAUCUCCACUUCCUGGUGAUUAUCUGCAACCAAGUGAAAGGACACUAACUGUUACCUUGUAUCAUGGCUCAGUUGCUCAGAAGGACCCCUGCAUGCUUGGUUUUGACUUGAUAACAUGCAUUGAAUUAAUAGAGCACCUGGAAGCAACAGAACUGGAAAAGUUUCCAGAAGUGGUAUUUGGUUUUAUGGCUCCAGCCAUGGUUGUUAUCAGCACUCCAAACUCAGAAUUUAACCCUUUACUGCCAGGGGUAACACUAUUCAGGCAUCCAGACCACAAAUUUGAAUGGGACCAAGCACAAUUUCAAAGUUGGGCACUAGAUGCAGCCGGUUGCUAUGAUUAUACAGUGGAAUUUACUGGCUUGGGAGCCCCACCACCUGGAGCUGAGGAUGUUGGAUUUUGUACCCAAAUUUCUGUAUUUAGGAGAAAAUAUCCAAAUACUGGUGAACCUAUUAAUUUGGAGAAACCCACAGAAAACUCUUACAGAACUAUUUUCAAAGCAGUGUAUCCAAGUCUUAAAGAUGAGAAGUACCUGCAGAAUGCAGUAGUCAGUGAAGUUAUUAAUACAGCACAAAUUAUUACCAGACGACUCUUGGACAGUUUCAACUCUGUAUAUAAGGAGCAUAGCAAUGGUCUUGUCGAGAUGAAACCCGACUUCCAACUACCUCGCUAUUUCAUGAGGCAUUCAAAGAAUCCCUCUCUAGCUGAAGGUGAAAAACUUGCUGAUGACAGAAACAUGGAGACAUAUGUCAGUGGAAAUGCAGUCUACAUACCUCUUAUAAAAAUCUUUUCUAUUCCCAAAGUGAAUAAACUUUGUGGCACCUUUGAGAACUUAAGCAAGCUGAUUACUGGCAAAGUAGCACUAAGCAAUGAUGGUUCUGCUGUGGUGAUCAGUACUGAACAUGAAGAGAAAGAAAAUGAGUAAAUGGUUUAUGUUUCCACUAAGGUAAUGAAGGGCCCCUCUUCAGUAGACACAUGCCAAUAUCUUCUGUAUGGUAGCUAGAAGCAUAGGGUGAACUUAAUUUUUUUAUUUCAAGAGGGGCAGGAGUCUAUAUUCUCUCGUAGCCCCCAUUGGUUUCUAGGGUUUUAGCUGAAAGUCAGCUCUAAGGAUUUGAGGAUAGAUUUUAAAAGUUAACCAACUACCAUUGAAAUUUAGUAGUUUUAUUUAACAAUUUCUUCUGUUCCCCUUAUUAAUCUCUCAGAUAUCAUAAUUAUUUUCUUCAGAUAUGCUGAAUAUUCACAACUUUUACCAGCUGAAUAGAAGUUUUGAUACCAGUCAUGUGAAUAAUGACAGUGGUAGAGUGCUGCUGCUUCAUAGAAUGAUUUCAGUGCUGAACCUGGAAAUCAAAAUGUUGUUGUACAUGAAGCAUAAACUGAAGCAAUAAGAUGUUAGUUUCUGUGAUAAUACUUACAGUGCUUUUUGUUUGUAAGGAUGUUCUUUGGGGGAUUUUUUGGUUUUGUUGAAAGGGUGAAAAGGAGAGGGAUAUGGAAAUCCAGAAAAUCAGGGGUGGAUCUGGUGGGUGCACAGAGAGUUCUCUGGCAGACGUGGCAGCACAUGCAGUUCCCUGUGCCCUAUGAGACACCUAGGUCCCCUGCAUAGUCCAGACAGCAGAGACUGAGCUCAGACUAUGGGGAUGAUGGGGCUGAGGCUCGAGCUCCUCAGGUUGGCAGGGAUCAUCUGGAGUGGCUGGACAGGGAGCAGGUGUAGGAAGGGAGGAUUAGCUUGCCACUACCACAGUUCCUGACCAAGCUCAGUAGCCCACACAACCACUCCCUGCAGCCCCUGGCUAGAGUCGGGCAGGAGUGGCCCUACCUCCCCUGGGCUCUCACCACCUCUGGUCAGCUAGGAACAGUGAAGGCAGCAGGUGGGUUCCCCCUUCCUAUACCUGCUCUCUGCUCAGCCCCACCAAGGUAUCCCCUGCUGGCUUGGGUGCUCCAGCUGUGCCAUCACUCUUGUGGUCUGAUCUCAGUUCCUCCUGCCCAGACCCACAGGGACCCAGGCACUGGGGGCCAUGGGGAACUAGAACUGCAGCCUGAGGUUCAUGGGUGGGGCAGCUCAAGCUGGUGGCAGCUAUGGUGUAAAGCAAAGUGGUGGGGGUGGGGUGCUGGGAGUCAGGGGAUCUGUAGCAAUCCUUGACACACCCUUUUCAAAAUCUUAGAUCUGUCUAUGGAAAGCAUAUAUUACAGAUUGUUGUUCAGUGUACCUGGAAGAGAAAGCAGCAGAUAGAAAGCCUUAGUUAGUGGUAUCCCAAAAAAAGGAGACAAAAGUUUGCACUAAAAACAUAAAUGAAAAACAGUCCUCUGGCAGAGGAAGAGGAAGGCUAGCCAUUGUACCUUUUAUUUGUAUUAUACACAUGUAAGUAUUAUACAUAUGUAUAGUUUUAUUUCUUGCACCUUUUUUUCCCCUUUUGGUCCUCUUAUGUUAAAAGCACUGAUCAUAACUGGAUGGAAAUGUACUUAAUUGACGCAUUCUUGUGUACAUUCACUGGAAUCACUGGCAGCUUUGGGUGUGCAAGCAUUGCACAGUCAGUCUUAAAGUUUGUAAGAUGCACAGGACAUAAAAAGCAGAGCUUUCAUAUAGUACCAACUGUUGUUUGUUAAAAAGGUUCUUGGCCAUUCCUGAACUCAGAAGUUGUUUAGGAUGAAACCAGGCAGAAGAGAUGGCUGUAAUUUACAGAGCCAAGGAAUGGUUUAUAAUCUGCGACAGGCUCAGUUUCUGCAAAAAAGGAGGGCACUUUACAGCAAGCUGCAUGGUUUGACUGUUAUAUUUUUCAUAAUUGUACUGUCUGCAGCUCUUUGUUAAACAGCUAUGUUUACUUCAAGUUAACCUUUAAUAAAAAAUAUUUAGAACUAAUUUCUUGUUUGUUUCCUUAAACUGUAAAGCUAAUCUGGUAAGUGUUUAAAUGUGAAAUUCAAAGCUUGUAAAUAAACUCAUAAACAAAAUGAGGGUGGCUGUCUAAUGAGAAUGGAGUCAAGUACCAAGAACUUGUCCUUUUUUUUGAAAAUAUCACUGCAAUUCAUAGCUGUGAGACAUACAUUACUUAGCAGAUAAUUUUAGAUCUUUAGAUUUUUUCUCAGUGUAUUUUCCUUUUGGCAUUUUAUUUAGUGUACUUUGUAGUUUGAUCAUUUAAAAUAAGGACAAGGUGGGGUAUAUUUGGAACAGUAGUAGGCAACUGUCAAUCUCUGGAUCAUGGUGUACGUGUAAGAGGUCUAGUCAGAUGCAUGAUGAAUCCAUUUGUGGCUGACAAGCCCAAUUUGAAAGUGGCACAGGUUGUUACAAGUUUCAUAGGUCCAUGUAUUGUCUGAGUUGGAGUCCAAGUUUGCAGCAUGCUGCUUUCUUCUUUUUUGCUUUGCUUCCAUCCUCUGGGUCAAAGCUGCUUCAUGUUGAACUGCACCCAGCGCUUAAUCUUCCCACCAGAUCAGAUGGGAUUCUCUGUGCUCCUCCUCACUUUCUACAUUGACGUUAAACGACUUCUUAUCAUUUUACAUACAUUGCGGUACCGCCAUAGACCCUGCUUUUUAGAGCCAUUGUGAUUUUCACUGUACAAAAUAUUCUUGGGGAUAUGGUCUCCUCCCAUUCUCCUGACAUAGACAUCGCUAUCAAGAAGAGGAAGUUGCAAUGGAUUGGCCAAGUGUGUUAGUCUUGCAUGCUCCAGUACCUCUGGGUGCCUGUACAUGAGCGCAGAGGCUGCUCCAACAUGCUGCAAAUUAAAGCAUCGCCCCUCCACCCUCGCAGCACAUGCAAAAGUUUGGUAUUCUGUCUUCCCACUUUAUUUUCAGGAUCUUACUCAGACAUUUCAUGUGGAAGCUGUUCACUCUCUUGAUGUACCUAGCAAUACUUGCAUUUGUCAUAUUGAA
Alligator sinensis (Chinese alligator) is the source of this 4325-nucleotide messenger RNA. It is a transcript of the gene HENMT1, whose product is annotated as HEN methyltransferase 1. The record is from RefSeq and is a predicted model, not a curated record. The transcript is spliced from 7 exons. Gene Ontology annotation, biological process: piRNA processing; siRNA processing; RNA methylation. The coding region runs from base 229 to 1392 and encodes 387 amino acids. Gene Ontology annotation, molecular function: RNA methyltransferase activity; O-methyltransferase activity. NCBI's taxonomy places the organism in Eukaryota, Metazoa, Chordata, Crocodylia, Alligatoridae. Gene Ontology annotation, cellular component: cytoplasm; nucleus.